AUGGAAAACUUUUCUCGUCCUGAACCAAUUAUCAUCAUAAACUGCGUUCUCAACACUCUUAUGGUGCCUGUAGCUAUCAUUGGCAACGCUUUGAUAUUAAUGGCUCUGAAAAGAACUCCCUCCAUUCAUUCGCCGUCCAUGCUUAUACUAGGGGGUCUAGCUGUAUCGGACCUCGUCGUUGGCAUAUUUGUGCAACCGUUUUACGUUGCAAAAGAACUUACGGAAAACCAGUUAUCAUCUGUUGUGUGGGAUACAGCGGCUUAUCCAGUUUGCGGCGUCUCUUUACUGGUAAUAACAGCGUCUAGUGUGGAUAGGUAUUUGGCCCUUCAUUACCACCUGAGAUACAGCAUUUUGGUGACUAACUCUCGCGUCAUCUUUACCACUGUAGUUAUAUGGCUCUUUAAUUACCUUUCCUCGCUGUUUUAUUUUUGGAGCCAACUUAUAUAUCACCUUAUCCUGGCAGUUAAUAUUGGAACUUGCCUCAUAAUUUCGACAUUUUGUUACGUUAAAAUUUAUCAAAUUGUUCGUCGACAUCACCGUCAAAUUCGGGCCCAACAACGGGCAGUGGAGUCUAGUUAUAAAAAUAACAUGUCAAGAAUGAUGGACUUAAAAAAGAGCGCAAUAAACCAUUUUUUAAUCUACACCUGCAUGGUUAUAUGUUAUAUGCCACUGUAUAUUUUAUUAACACUUCAUGCAACGCACCAAUCGUACAAGUUGUGGAAAAACGAAUGGAACUUUGCUACCACUUUAGUGCUAAUGAAUUCGUCCAUAAAUCCAUUUUUGUACUGUUGGCGUAUUGGAGAACUUCGAAGGGCUGUUGUUACGACAGCUAAGGAAAUGUUAUGUUGA
Molecule: messenger RNA, 849 nt
Organism: Porites evermanni
Lineage: Eukaryota; Metazoa; Cnidaria; Anthozoa; Scleractinia; Poritidae
Source: the annotation of a GenBank genome assembly